AUUACUCUAAAAUAAAAAUGUAAGCAGCUGUAAUGGCGGGAGAUUUGUCUCACUGUUGACAGAAGUCACACGGAACAAAAAGAUACAACAAUGCUUGCUGAAAAAGGCCUCGAGCUAAUUCGUGAACUGCAGCGAUCUGUUGACGGUUCCCUGCCACCAUACAAUGAGGACAAAGCCCGACAAAUCUUGGAGGAAAUGAAGGCUCUAUUCGACCAAAAUCAAAAAGAUGUGAGCGCCACUGUUGCAGGAGAGAGUGGAUUAUUUUCAGGUGUCCAACUUCGCCACUCAGCUUUGGAAAGGAACAAGCGCUGCCUUCUAGCAUACUUGUUCAACAGGAUAGAACAUAUAAAAAAGAUGCGAUGGGAGUUCGGAAGUGUCCUACCUGCAGAUGUAAAAUUCAAUAUGUGCGAACAGGAGGUUCAGUGGUUUGGAAAGUACAAUAAGAUGCUUGCCAGUUAUAUGAGGUCAAUAGGAGGUGAGGGAGGCCUAGAUCUGACGCAGGACCUCAAGCCACCCAAGACACUGUAUAUAGAGGUCCGAUGCCUAAUGGACCAUGGUGAAUUUGAAACACAAGAUGGGAACAUACUGGUGCUAAAGAAAAACAGUCAGCAUUUCCUCCUGCGAUCCGAAUGUGAGCAUUUGAUACGUCAAGGAAUCUUGGAACACAUUGUACAGGGAUGAGCUACACCAACUUGUUCUAGGACUAGUAUAUGUGCCUGUCUAUCAGGAACUGUUCAAUUCUAGUGGGUUCAGUCAAAAACUGCUCGGUUGUGAAGAGGUCCGCGCCAGGUCUAUUAAAGAGCUUUUAUUAGUCUUUGGUAGGUCUGUCAAGAGCAAUGUAAACUUUUGUCUUGAGGUCUAGAUAGAACUGUUAUCAAUCUGAAUAGUUUUGAUAUGGUACAUGUCUACUGGAUAUGUAAUAAGAACGGAGAUAUAAAAUAAUUUCAUUUCUUGCAAAAGCAGACAAUUUAUGUAUCGUUCAUGCAAUCUUUCCAUCAGGAAACUAAAAUGUGAACAUAGCAAUGAGAGGAAUUAUUUUUUCCCUUGUUUUAAAUGCAUGCAUUAACUUUAAAGAGUUAUGUCCCUUUGUUAAGUGUCUUGUGUAAUCUGAUAACAAUCUUAUACAUUACAUUUAUAUAAUCAACUAAUAUUUGUAUUAUGUAUGAGUACAAGUCGCUGAUGGUGGUGCAUCAUGUAUUAUAAAACUUCAGUCUGGUGUAUGUCCCUACUAUAAAGAAUUAUGUCACUUCGUUGAAUGUCGUAUUUAUAUAUUGGCUAAUAUUUUAUUUGCAAGUACCAGUCACUGAUGGUGGUGCCUCAAGUGUUAAACUUCAGUCUGGCGUAUGUCUCCCACUUCAAAGAAUUAUGGCCCUUUGGUUUUCUUUUUUUGAUAAAAAAAAAAUGUGUCCAGAGGUGACCUUAUAAUGUCAAAGGUCAAGAGUGCAAAAUGGUCAAUGUAAUCUUGUCAGGAGCAUUAGUUUUGAAGUUUUAAGGUAUCUUUAAAAGAUACAAAUGUACUUUUAAUACAACCUGAAACAUGCAAAUCAUUUUCUGUUAUUCAUGAAAAAUACAUUGUUGAAAAUCUGAUUGUAUUUCAAUUAACUAAAGGAGCGAAAAGAUUAAAAUGCCUGACCUCUUUCAUAUUGUUUUCUCAGGAUGUCAAUAAUGAAAUACAUUUUGGGGCUGGAACUCUAGGAAGAAAACUUAAUCCUGUGUCUAGAAUAUAUAUACUUAUGGCUGUUGCUAAAUAUCUAAUCAGUGGCUAAUGCUGCUGUAUUUAAGAAUAUUAAAAAUCUUUUAACAUAAUUAUUUAUUGAUGAAUAAAAUGUAUAACAUUC
Pecten maximus is the source of this 1838-nucleotide messenger RNA. Its product is annotated as DNA replication complex GINS protein PSF1-like. The record is from RefSeq and is a predicted model, not a curated record. Lineage: Eukaryota; Metazoa; Mollusca; Bivalvia; Pectinida; Pectinidae. Gene Ontology annotation, biological process: DNA strand elongation involved in mitotic DNA replication; DNA replication. The transcript is spliced from 7 exons. The coding region runs from base 91 to 681 and encodes 196 amino acids. Gene Ontology annotation, cellular component: GINS complex.